Molecule: messenger RNA, 4640 nt
Organism: Onychomys torridus (southern grasshopper mouse)
Lineage: Eukaryota; Metazoa; Chordata; Mammalia; Rodentia; Cricetidae
Gene: Sc5d
Product: sterol-C5-desaturase
Exons: 6
Coding region: 184-1083 (299 amino acids)
Molecular function (GO): iron ion binding; oxidoreductase activity
Source: RefSeq, a predicted model, not a curated record
UCUGCUGGGCGGGCGGGGUCCUGGGCUCUCCAGCUCCUUCCCCCGCUGGCUGGCGGUGUAGCCUAGGCGUACUCAGCGGCCCGGGCCCUGCAGGUUCCGCAUCAGACUCAUCUGAUGACAGGUCCUGACUCCAAGUGACUGACGAGCACCUGUUGCUUCUUGGGUGACAUAACAGGGGCUGCAAUGGACCUGGUUCUCAGUGUUGCAGAUCACUACUUCUUUACUCCAUAUGUGUAUCCAGCCACGUGGCCUGAGGACAAUAUCGUCCGACAAACUAUUAGUCUCCUGAUUGUCACAAACCUGGGUGCUUAUAUCCUCUACUUCUUCUGUGCAACCUUGAGCUAUUAUUUUGUCUAUGAUCAUUCAUUAAUGAAGCAUCCACAGUUUUUAAAGAAUCAAGUCUCUCGGGAGAUCAUAUUCACCGUCAAGUCUUUGCCCUGGAUAAGUAUCCCCACCGUUUCAUUGUUCCUGCUGGAGUUGAGAGGCUACAGCAAGCUCUAUGAUGACAUAGGAGACUUCCCAAAUGGCUGGAUUCAUCUCAUCGUUAGCGUGCUGUCCUUCCUCUUUUUCACGGACAUGCUGAUCUACUGGAUUCACAGGGGCCUACACCAUAGACUGGUCUACAAGCGCAUACAUAAACCUCAUCAUAUUUGGAAGAUCCCCACUCCAUUCGCAAGCCAUGCUUUUCACCCUGUGGACGGCUUCCUCCAGAGUCUACCUUACCAUAUAUACCCCUUUAUCUUUCCACUACACAAGGUGGUCUACUUGGGUUUAUAUGUCUUGGUUAAUGUCUGGACAAUUUCUAUUCAUGACGGUGAUUUUCGUGUCCCUCGGGUCUUAAGGCCAUUUAUUAAUGGGUCAGCUCAUCACACAGACCACCACAUGUUUUUUGACUAUAACUAUGGACAGUAUUUCACACUGUGGGAUAGAAUUGGAGGCUCUUUUAAAAAUCCUUCCUCCUUUGAAGGGAAAGGACCACAUAGUUAUGUGAGGCAGAUGGCCGAAAGGGAGUUCAACAACCUUGCAGUAAAUGGAUGUAAAAGCGAAAAAGUGUGCAAUGGAGAGUUUACAAAGACUAAGUAGAUUAUUGUGCAAUUAUUAAAUAUUUUAAAUAAGGAAAUACUCUACACACAGCCAAGAUACAUAGUGCAUAAGUGGUGUCAUUUGGACGUCAGCAUUUGUGUUCUGACGGUAAACUGAGGGAAGAUGCUGGAAACAGCAAGACUGUGAUCUAGUGGCCAAUGUUUCAGACAUUGGUCCAGGGAACAUCUUGUGUCUCUGCAGCCAGCAGAUCUGCAGACUGUACAGCCCCAACAACUUUAAAUAAGACAGAAGAUAAGCUACAAAAGAAGCUGGUCUGCGUCCUUUUGCCUUAAUACACUCAUAUUCAUUAAGGGGGAAAAAAAUCUAUUGUGCUUAACAAUACUGAGACUAGCCAAGAAAUACUAAUAUGAAGAUGUCUCCUGUUCUGGGAGCGGCUGGCUCUGCAGUGGAGGUAGAGGACUUGCAGGACUUUGUUCAAAUCGGAACAUCAGCCCGAGAACUAUCUGAUACACAAGUGGCUAUGCAUAUGAUUUACUUAAUGGCUGGUGUGAUAAGAUUAUAUUAUCUUCUUAUACAUAGGCGCCUUACUCUCAAGGGCAUUAUCAGACUUUAAUAAUGAAUAAAUAAAUAAAUGGUAAUUUUUUAAAUGUCAGCUCUUCUAUGAUUCAAUCCAGAUAUGAGAUUAUUUAACUAAAGAUCUUGAUUCAUAUCAUUUAAAAGUACUGUUUAGUAAGCCUACAGCCAUGAAUCUGGAUAAUCCUAGAUAUAAACUUGGGGCACCCAGGUGGCACAUCUCUUUUUAAUAAAAUGGACGCACUGUACUUUUGAUGUAUUCCAAGUUACAAAGCUGAUUUUUGAAAUGAAGGGAAUAAUUGCCAAAUACUUAAGCCUACCUGAGAUACGCACACUUUGAGACCCCCAUCACCAUUUCUUCCCUCUCUUGCUACUGCCUCUGCAAAAAAGUCUCACAGCCACCUCCAUGAAGAAAGGUGGGUGUUAUGAGUGUGUUGGUGUAAAGAUAGUCUAUUGGCUGUUUAUGCAAAAACCAAUAAAAGUUGAUCAUGACUGCUAUCACCCACUUAAAUGUUAUAGACCAAAAUAUCCUUUAUUUAAAUCAGUGUCACUCUGAAGACAUAGAGUUGAUGUGGGUUAUAAAAGCUGAGAGCAUCCCAGAUACCCAGGGUCACACUGCUGGAUGUGAGUUUUUACUACAAGGAUCUCUCACUCAGCAAAUCCUUUCUCAUUUGCUAGUUGACAUUAUCAAGUGCUCUGAGGCAGGGAAAUGGGAAAUAAAGAGGCUCUGUGUAAGGAUCUAGACUUUAUUUUCCUGGAAAUAGAACCCACCAGGACGCAUCACUAAGAUAAGGACUGAUUGAGAUGCUGAAUGAAUCUGACACCCAGCUCUUGGCAGUGUGCUGUGGAUGCCACAUCAAGAAAGAGCAAACAAGUGGGACUUCUCUUCUCAAGGCUCAAGGGAACACCAAGGAAGAAGCCAAGGCCAGGGGAGAAUGCUGCAAGACUCUGGACACGAGGGGCCAUCGUGCUUGUGAACUUAUUGCAACUGUGUCUGUCUGCACACCGUCCAACCAGGGAACAUUCCAGCAUGGAUGGGUUUGGGGGACUCACAAGGUCCCACCUCUAGCUGGGGGGCUAUUGACAGUGGGUGGCCGCUAGGGAAGGGAGAGUCAGUUUGUAGUGGUGCAGUCUCCAAGUUGGCUUUUGUGCCAGUGGGCGACCCUGUACCUCUGAGGCUAGGGGCAGCUCUAAUUGGACUCUGCCUUAUAGAGGAGAAGAAACAGAGAAUGUGAAAUUGGGAGAGAGGUCGGGAGAGGCUGGGGUUGGGAAAGGUAGAGUGGAUAUGAUCAAACUGUAUUGUGUAUGUGUAUGACAAACGGGGGGGGGGGGUGGGGAUUGAUCUUCAGCCUCACUUCAGGAGUUGCUGCUAGGAGCCUUGGAGUAAGAAGAGUGAGUCACAGCAGGUGCCCUUUGCAACCUUGCUUUUCCCAUCUCAUAAUGGAUGAGCCACUGUCCCUCAGUAGGGUCAAACACAGAGAAUGGUGGCUUCUGCUUCCUGGCUUCAGUGAUGAUCAUUGUGAAUCUUCUGCUGGGUCCUCAUCAGGAGUAUGGUGGAGGAGGCUGCUCUCCCCUUUUCGUUGGAGCAUGAAAAACAUCCAGAUGAGUUACAGGAAUACAUAAGAAAAAUCAAACACAAGAUGUUGCACGCUGUGAGUCAUCUUUGAUGAGGUAAAUAGCUGGUAUUCUUGUUGCUGUAACAUUCUUUUUCAAAACCACUCAUAAGCCAGUUUACAGUAAAACAGAGACAAGGGAGUGCAUGAUCCAGGUGGUAGUGGGUUUCACCACUAGGGCAGGGGUUGGUAUUGGAAGAAAAUACUCAUAAAAACUUGUUAUAAUUUACUUUGUGAAGAGACAUUGAAGAUAAUUGUCUAGGGGCCAGGCUGCUGCCUAAUGGUAGACAGAGUGCAUGCUUGGCAUACACAAGGCCCCCAGCUUCAUUCCCAAUCUGGCCAAAAUGGUUGUUUGUUUGUUUGUUUGUUUGUUUUUUGAGCUGAGGAUCGAACCCAGGGCCUUGCACUUGCUAGGCAAGCGCUCUAACCAAAGUGUUUUCUUCCUAAAUCUCUAAAGUCACAUUGAGGAUUUUUAUUAAUUUAAGUGCAAUAGACUUUGAAAAAUAAGUUAUAUUCUAGUUUCUUUAACAGCAGACUCCUAAGUUGAGCCUAUCAAAUGCUCCUGAACAUGUAACUAUUUGUUCUUUUAUAAUGAGAUUUUCUUAAAUUUGCUAAGAGGCUUAGCAUUUUGAGUCAGUUCCCUGGUCAGACUUGUGUUUGGGUAUCUGGGCAGAGUCCCAUCACUCAGACAUCACCGACCGAGUCAGAAGGUAGUCAUUUGACUUGAAGCCCUCUGCGCCCUCUCCUGGAGCCAGCUUAUCUCAUAGGCUUCCGUUCAUCUCCUCCAUUAUGUAUGUCUAUUUCUUUUAGUAUUAUCAUCUCACUCAUUCAUUUAUGAAAAGUUGACCCCCUGACAUGCUGCUAAAGAAGCAAAUAGAAACGCCACGCACAUCCAGCUGUGAAGGUAGCACUGCCUGUAGUUCUGGACUGCUGCUCCAACAGUGUAGUAUGCUGCUGGCUUUCCUGAAGUUACGUGUGCCUGCCCCGAUUGUCCAGUUCAGCCUUGACAUCCAUACACCAAUGCCCCCCCACCCCACCAGUCAAGACAACAUGUCCUUCACUGGGGCUUGCACUGUCUCCCUCUGCGGUUUCCCCAGCCCCAGGUAACCACUGACCUACUCCGUCCCUGGGGAUUAAUUUCAUCUGUUCUAGAAUUCCAUUUAAAUUAAAUCAGAUGAAAUAUACUCAUGUGUUGAGCUUUUUUUUUUUCCAGCUUAACAUGUUUUGAUACAUGUGCUGUUGUAUUUAUCAAUAGUUCAUUCCAUUUCAUUGGUGAGUAGUGUUCCUAUUAUGACAUUAUACUAAAAAACACACUACUGUCGGCUAAUCUGUAUUCUGUUCAUGGAUACCUGGGUUAUUUCCAGUGUGGAGAUAUUUUGAAUAAAGCUGUUAGAGACAUUUGUGAACGAU